Molecule: messenger RNA, 910 nt
Organism: Acanthoscelides obtectus
Lineage: Eukaryota; Metazoa; Arthropoda; Insecta; Coleoptera; Chrysomelidae
Source: the annotation of a GenBank genome assembly
UUCAAUCUGGCUUAGAGAUUUUGGUUUUCUUGCGGUCAUUAGAGAAACUUGAAAUUAACUUAAUUUGCAGCUUCAGGGGAGAGACAGAGAACUAGCAGAAAUGAUUUCUGAUAUAGAAGCGUUUAUCAAAAAGCUACAACACUUAAUCGAUGGCGAUACCAGGCCUUUUCCUGUUCUUUCAGAAAAGAUAUCUCAAAGUCCAUUAGAACCAUAUGACAGUGAAUAUCAUGUAGAAAUAGUCUCCAACUUGAAGGAUAACUUCAAAAAUCGUUUAAAGGAUAUCAGCGAAAUAGCUAUAUUAGCGCAAUUUGUUGUUUCGCCCUCCAUGGAAAUUGAUAUCCAACAGUUUGCAACUUCUGGUACGCAGAAUUUCAGCGAAGACAUCGCUGCGACAGAAAUGGAAAACUAUGGUACAAACUGCGUCAUUGAUAAUACUGUAUCUGACCAUAGGUCCGUACUCCUUGAACUGAAUAUUUUCUCCCCUGACAAUGAUUUAGGUUACGAAAUCUAUCAUUCUCGUAAAUUCGAUGAACAUGCGAGUCAUGCGUUUUGUCAAUGGUUCGGGUCACUCACAGUGGGGCUUACAUUAUGUAAACUGCCUAAUAGUUUCGUAGAAAAUUCACCGAUGAAUCUCAUGAUAUUACAAGACGCUUUCAUUAUAUCCGGCCAGAGUGACAUAUUAAGAGGUGUAUCAAACGCACCAGAUAAGGUUGGCGAAGAAGUAAUUACACUUGAAGUAGCAACACCAUAUACUCUGAUGUUCCUGUUAACGCUAACAUUGGAGCUGAAAGAAUUUCCAAUGCGUUUGUGCAUUAUUUUACAAUUAACUGAAUUCGCAGCAGAUCUGAUUAUAUCAGAUCCACCUUGGCAUAAUUAUUGGCACUUUCAUCAUGGAUCUUGUACUACGUAG